UAAGAUAGUAAAUUCGGAAGUAGUCGAAUCGCAAUUCAUAUAUAUAUAAUGAAUUUCUUGGAUGGUUAUAUGUCAAAUAUUUCGCAGUAGUCGAAUUACAUACAAUUCGGGUCUAUAGUACCAACGACAAUGGUUAAAUUAAGUUUCGCUUUGGUUUUGGUGUAUGUUUCAGUGUCGAGUCAACAGGCGUUCAACCCUGUAAUCGAAGUCCCAGUCGACAAAGGAUUAACAGAGUACAUAUCAUGGUGGGAAAGUAUUUUUGGAGUUUCAAACACCGAAGAACCAGAACCAGCUCCAACACCAAUUGAUCCAAAAACGUGUCCAGCUUGUGAAUGCGGCGGAGUGAGACAAACGAGAAUCGUAGGAGGUAGCACGGUCAAAUAUGUCAAUCAAUACCCGUGGAUAGCUCAACUCCACUACAAAGGAAAGUUCUAUUGCGGCGGUAGCCUGAUAAAUUCGAAAUAUAUCCUAACAGCGGCUCAUUGUGUUCAUCACUUUGACAAGAAACACAUCACUGUUCGGUUAUUGGAACAUGACAGAAGUGUCGAUACCGAAAGCAAACACAUUACGAGAAAAGUCGAACGAAUCGUCAAACAUAAAAAUUACAAUUCUGGAACUUUCAAUAACGACAUCGCCCUUAUUAAAAUGGAUCAAGAUGUGAAAUUGGGCAAAAGCGCCGAUUACCCUAGUCCUGUUUGUUUACCAACUGAAGUAGGAAAAUCAUUCUCUGGUAUGGAUGGAAUUGUGGUUGGUUGGGGUGCUACUAAAGCUGGUGGUUCGUCUUCGCAAGUUUUACAAGAAGUUUCUGUACCGAUUAUUACUAACGAUGAGUGCAAAAAGACUGGUUAUGGUGAGAAACGAAUUACACCAAAUAUGAUGUGUGCUGGACACGCUGAAGGAGGAAAAGAUUCUUGCCAAGGAGACAGUGGUGGACCUCUGAAAAUAGCCAACAGCUCGUCUUACUAUGUUGUCGGAGUUGUAUCAUGGGGAGAAGGAUGUGCUGAAAAGAAUUACCCCGGAGUAUACACCAGAGUCAAUCGUUACCUCAACUGGCUCAACAACAAUACAGCUGAUGCUUGCCCAUGCCCUUAUAAACCCAGCAGCUACGAAUAAAUAAUUAUUUGCAAUGCACUAGAGACUACAAAUUAAUUUAUUUACUUAUUUAUUCGUUCUCUGAUCUCAUUAUGUUAUUAAGUAUUUAUUGUACAAAUCACUACUUUGAAAAAUGCACUAAGUAAUUAAAUAUUACAUUAUAAAUGGA
Molecule: messenger RNA, 1261 nt
Organism: Planococcus citri (citrus mealybug)
Lineage: Eukaryota; Metazoa; Arthropoda; Insecta; Hemiptera; Pseudococcidae
Product: trypsin-1-like
Exons: 7
Coding region: 130-1113 (327 amino acids)
Biological process (GO): proteolysis
Molecular function (GO): serine-type endopeptidase activity
Source: RefSeq, a predicted model, not a curated record